Messenger RNA from Triplophysa rosa, 2900 nucleotides. It is a transcript of the gene gpr132b, whose product is annotated as G protein-coupled receptor 132b. Gene Ontology annotation, cellular component: membrane. Bases 131 to 1219 code for a protein of 362 amino acids. The record is from RefSeq and is a predicted model, not a curated record. Lineage: Eukaryota; Metazoa; Chordata; Actinopteri; Cypriniformes; Nemacheilidae. The transcript has 2 exons. Gene Ontology annotation, biological process: G protein-coupled receptor signaling pathway; negative regulation of G2/M transition of mitotic cell cycle; G1/S transition of mitotic cell cycle. Gene Ontology annotation, molecular function: G protein-coupled receptor activity.
GUGUGCUGAUCACAUGCAACCUCAGUCUCAUCUUCACGCGAGCCGCAGUGAGUGACAGUGAUGUUCUCCACUCCGCUGUGUUUCACUAUGAUGGACAAAUGUGGCCAAUAACUCAACAGCAUUUAGAGAAAUGAUGCAUGAAUCCAGUGCCACACAGAGCAUUAUGACAACCAUGAAUCAGUCUGUGAUCAUGCCCUGCGAAGUGCCAUACAUGGAGGACCGGAUUCCUCUACUGGUGCUUUACAUCAUGGUUUUUAUCAUCGGUCUGCCUGCCAACCUGGUCACCGUCUACCUCACCUUCCACCAAGUGUGUCGAAAGAACUUUCUUGGGAUCUACCUGCUAAGCCUAUCCGUGUGUGAUCUCACCUACCUGUUUACGCUGCCAGUGUGGGCUGUGUACGUCAACGAAAACCACGUAUGGCCCUGGAGCUCUAUGGCUUGCAAAGUGACCGGCUUUGUUUUUUUCAACAACAUGUACAUUAGCAUAUUUCUGCUUUGCUGUAUUUCCAUCGACCGCUACGUGGCGGUGGUCCACGCUAUCGAAUCCCGGGGCCUUCGCCAUAAAAGGGUCGCUGCUCUCAUAGUGUUUUCCGUCUACCUGGUGGUGGGCUUGGGUCACCUGCCUGUCUUCAUGAUGCGGGAGGGCGAUGCCGCCGAGGGCAGUCGCCGCUGCUUUGAGCCGGGCCAGAACACAGCGACGGUAACAGGAUUCAACUAUGCCCGCUUCUGCAUUGGUUUUUGCGGUCCUCUGGCUAUCCUGAUCUUCACCAACAGGGCUAUUCUUACCAACGUGCAGGCCAGCACCGGACUCCAGCCCCAUCAGAAAGUGAAAGUUCGCUAUCUGGCUGUGGCGGUCGUGGCGCUGUUUUUGAUUUGUUUUGCUCCUUAUCACAUUAUAUUGCUUAUACGUGCUGUUACCUACCACUUCCCAGAGCUGCAGAAGGAGUGCCACUUUGAGCAUCAUGUUUACACGCCCUAUCAAAUCUCUUUGGGUUUGUCUACCGUUAACAGCGCUAUUAACCCCUUUCUCUACGUCCUCUCGAGUAAUAACAUCCACGAGGAGGUAAGAAAAAGCAUGGCAGAGAUGUGUAGCAAAAUUACCUUGAUUCCACCCUCAACACACAGUAGCCAACAUAACAUGCACAGUUCCAAAAGCAAUUCUGGACCUGCUCUUACAAAGGAGGAUGAAAUGAGGACAGCUUCUCCUGUUUCAGGCUAAAAUCGUAAAUGGAUUUAUAGUCAUUUUUUCACUUGGACUAGUUGAGGAAGAUAUCAAGGUUGUACAGUAGCACUUCAUGAGGCAACUGGAAAUGAGACAAUAAUCUUACAUCACUGUGGUAUUUCACUCCUCAUUUUCGACUUCCAUUUAAAAGUUGUCUCAACAGUUUGUGUGACAGAUACCUUACAUUUGACUCCUGCACUCAUCCUUUUGUCCUUUGGAAAUUCUAUUGACUUUGUAAUUCACACAAAUACAAAUAAAUGCAUAAUACAAAUUUAUAAAUAACAGGUUUUUAAUUUUUAAUAUUUUUAAAUUGUUGACUGGAUAUUUUUAUAGGGGCCCAAAAAAAAUCUGGUGAGGGAAUUCUCCCAUAGCACCCCACCACGACCCGUUUUGUAGUUUCCUCUGACGAAGACUCCCACUUAAAGAGAAUUGGGCCAUGCCACUGAAAUGUCAUGUAGCUGCAGUUGGUUUCAUACUCGGAAUAGAUGGUUAUAUUAUUUUGGUUAGUCAACGUAUAUUUAGAAAAAAACAAAAAAAAUUAAUAGUAAACUUGUGAGACUUUCUGUCCAUCUAAAGGGGUACAAGUGUCAAUCACUGUAGUAGGGUAUGUUUUCAGUGUGUGAAUUGAUUUAUUGAAAAUGUUUAAUGCACAAAAAUGUUUUUUACUGUAAAUAUUAUUUAUUUAUGUUGAGAAGCAUUAGACAGUUCUUAGACAGCAUUAUGUUGAUGUUUCUAAACUUUUUGAACAUUUUAAUAAGUCUGAAAUCUUGAUUUCAAAUGUAACAUAUUAUAACCCAAAAAACAGUUUUAUAUAUUAUAUUAGUCUCUCAUAAUGUGGCACACUUACCACUUUUUUAAAUAACUAAAUAAAAUUGAAAAAUCACAACUUUGAUACAGUAUAUUCAUAUGAUUCACACACAUGCAAAAGAUAAUCACUGAAUAUUAUCUCUGUGUUGACCUCUUUUUUGGUUACGGAAUUUAUGACACGUUUUCAUAAAACAAAGCUUUUGUGGUCAAUGCACCAGUAGUCUAUAGACAGCAUCCUGCCUUUGACAUGCUUAUCGUGCGCAAAAAUGUGUUUGUGUGUCUGUCAUGCCGAAUCUUCAAAAGCUAGACAACCACAUAGUCAUCCUGUAUGUCUGCUUUCUCCUUCCAUCAUAAAUGUCUAGAAUAAUUAACCCUAUACCGAGAUGGGUUUCUAAUUGGUUCCUCAAUGAAUCUUUAAGUAGCCAGCAGCUGUCCUCAGCCAAUAGAAAACAAUUACCCCAGCUGUACCUGCCAUUGUUGGAAGGCACUGGGCAUCUGUCUGAGAUGUGUGGGGUUUUUUUUUGUAAAUAUAUAUAACAACAACAAACUGCCCUGGCAUAUAUUUUGGUUAUUUGUGCAUUAGAUAUAACUAGUUGCCUUUAUUUAAAACGGGAAGAUUAAACAAAAUGUCCCCAAAUGACCAUGGCACUGGCUAUGUAGUUUUGGCUAUAAAUGGCUAUAAACUGUAGUUGUGUUCAGUAUGUGAGUGGGUAUUUCAUGUGGUAUCUUUAAACUAAAUCUUUCCUUCUGCUGUAGUGUGCUAUCUCUCUUAAUGUUUCAAGACAUGUGAAUUAUUAAUGAUUAAACAAAGGGAGGCACAAAGUAUGUACUGUAUACCAUCAUUCUCUUUUUAUAUCUAUUGAUAUUUAUU